This is a messenger RNA of Schistocerca gregaria, 8244 nucleotides long. Its product is annotated as protein SCAI. Gene Ontology annotation, molecular function: transcription corepressor activity. The transcript has 15 exons. Gene Ontology annotation, biological process: DNA-templated transcription. Lineage: Eukaryota; Metazoa; Arthropoda; Insecta; Orthoptera; Acrididae. The record is from RefSeq and is a predicted model, not a curated record. The coding region runs from base 449 to 2227 and encodes 592 amino acids. Gene Ontology annotation, cellular component: nucleus.
AUCUUUGAAUACAACCUUAUGUCAGAGUACUCAAGUGACAUCUCGUGGUAAAUUAUCGCUACAGACUUUUCCCCUAAACGAUCCUGUCGCCGGUAGUCCGUAAAGUUAAAGUGAUGUCAAUAUUUGCAUUGUGACAUAAAUAAACAUACAGACUAUACAUUCAGAAGAUUCAUUGUGUAUACGUUUCGUCCACUAUAGCACUAUGGAUGGUUACGGUUACUUUUUCGACAUCAGAAUAUGAUACUGCAAAGCAAUGAGCAAUGUUUCUGUUUCCUCAUACAGCUUCUCAAGUAACUGUUCCAUAUUGAUGCCGUGAAUUAGAUUUCAUGAGUUUAAGCUGCGCGUUGAAUUAAAUUCGACAUAUGCCAGCCAGCACGGAAUAGUCGUUGACGCCAGAGCACAUAGUCGAUUUGUAUGUUUUGGCAACGCUGAUGCCCAAAACCACCCUAUGUCGUCGGCAGUUAGCAAUAGGGAGAGAGAGAUGGUCGUUAUGGCAGGGUUGGAUGACCACGAAAAGAAGAUAGUAAUAGAAUUUUGUCAUUUAUUAGAAAAAUCCAAACAACUGUUUAACGGCCUUAGAGAUUUACCCCAGUAUGGUCAUAAACAAUGGCAGGCAUACUUUGGAAGAACAUUUGACAUUUAUACAAAGCUGUGGAAAUUCCAACAACAGCAUAGGCAAAUUUUAGAUACAAAAUAUGGUUUAAAAAGAUGGCAAAUAGGGGAAAUUGCUUCCAAAAUAGGACAAUUAUAUUAUCAUUAUUAUUUACGUACCAGUGAAACAAAUUACUUGAAUGAAGCAUAUUCAUUUUAUGCAGCAAUAAGAGGUAGAGCUUAUUACUCAAGAGCUUCUAAGGAAGAUAGGUCUGAUUUGAUGGUAAAGAAGCUAAGGUAUUAUGCACGAUUUAUUGUGGUUUGUCUCUUGCUCAAAAAGAUGAAAUUAGUGAGAGAUUUGGUAAUGGAAUUAGACAAACAAAUUAUAGAUUACACAAGCACCUACGAACCUGAUGAUCAGUUAGAGUGGUCUCUUGUCUUAGAAGAAAUAAAGUCAUUUAUUAAAGCUGAUGGUGUUGUCAGUGUUUUGCAUGCAGAUUCAAAUACCAUUGUGCUUUCCCACAGACUCAGUCCAUUAACAACUCCGCCCGUUGAGAAGUCUCCCAUUAUGAACCUCACUCUUCAAGAAAUACUCAUAAUUGGCAACUGCAAUGAUCAGGUAAAAUUUAGUGAACUGACAAUGGAUAUGUUUCGAAUGGUGCAAACCCUUGAAAGAGAACCUCAGGAUGAAUACAACCAUAUUUAUGAUGCAUCUCCUGCUCCAGUGCGGGCUUCCAUUGAAAAGAACUAUGGUAUUGGAGGAAGUAAAGGUCCAUACCAGUUAGUAUGCCAAGAGAAUGGGGAUCGACCUAUGAAACGUGAAAAUCCUCACAAAUAUUUGUUGUACAAACCAACUUUCAGUCAAAUUAUGGUGUUUCUUUCAUCAGGGUUUAAAGAGCUACCACCAAAUGGAGCACUGCUGCUGUACAUUUCUGCAGAUGGAUGCUUCUCAUCAGUUAAACAUCCAGAGGACAUGGGUUAUGACUUAGGAGGAGUUAUGACCAACAGCAAGAAGGAAGUGGAUCACCCCAAUAAAAAGGCAAUUCAGUUAAAAGAUAUGCACUGCUUGUAUCCUGGUGACCUCUAUCCUUUCACAAGAAAGCCGCUGUUUGUAAUUGUGGAUUCGGACAACAGUUUUGUGUUUCAACAUAUCCCACGCUACUUUGGACAGCCUCUUGUAGUGUUGAUGUCACCUCAGGACCUGCCACCAGUCUUUCAGGAUCAUCAGCACAAUGGAAGUCUCUUCACACUUUUCCUUCACAGUCCACUGACAGCCUUCUGUUUCAUUUGCAACAUUCUGAAUAUUCCUAUACACUUAUGGGAAAGAUGCCAGUCAUAUAUUGACAGAUUUGUAACAGAAGCAAGUAGACUGUUUACUCGCUGCAGAAUUGAUUCUGCGUAUUUACAGUUCUUUGGAGAUGAUUUCUUACGAUUGCUACUACUGCGGUACAUUUUCUGUGAUGUAGUGCUUCAUCUACACAGAUCUUUUAAGGGGAGGCAGUUAAGGCCUCGUAGCCAGCCACCUUUGCCUGAUGGUGAUUUACUUGAUCACCCUGCAUUACAUCAUCUAGUUUUGGACCUAGCAUCUCAUUUGGAAGUUCGAUCGCACUUCGUAGAAAGUGAUGAAGUAGACUGAUCGCCGGCCCCCAUUGCUGUGACCCAAGAUUCCAGCAUUGUCACUGCUACAGCUGAUAAAAGUGUCAUCACCAUCUUCAUCUGCCACUAUAUCCUCAUCAGCUAACGCCCAUAUUUUCACUCUGCCGAUGAUCAAUUGGUAAAGGGUGAAUGGGAAAUGUUAAUUCAGUUCCAGAGAAAUCAUCCUUUUCAUAGCUUUAAGAAAAAAUAAUAUAUAAAAGUUGACCUUGGUGAUGAGUUUGUUGAUAUUUGUUAAAAGUAAUCAAAAGUUACCGAGCUUUGCAAGUUGCAUAGAGAUAUAGCUCUCGCUGGAGGACAUCCACUGACUCACAGGAGUUGUACUAGACGCUUUGCUUUGAGGGCAAGUGGGCUCAGUCAAAUAGGUUAUCCCAAUGAAGCACUGCCAUAACUGGGAAGUUGGGAUUUCCAAGAGGCUGUGAGACUAACUGAGCCCAUGCACCACAUGUAUUGCAGUGAUACUAGUCAAAUUUACAAAAUGCGUGGAAGGUGAGUAUGACAUUUGUGCCGAAAAUCUGUAUGUGAAUUGUUUCUUAUGUUGUAUACAUAGUCCAGUUCGAUUUAGGGGUGUGUUGGUAGUUUGAGAGCAAGUGAUUCACUAUUAAAUUGAGUUAAGCCUUUUUUAAGACUGAGGAAUGUUUCACAAGGAGUGGAUGUUAACGCUGUACAAUAUUAUUUUGCUAAAGACGUUAAUGUAAAAUUGAGAACACUUAUACAACUACAUGUAUAUAUUUUGUAUUGUUAGAAUAGUAAUGUUUAACUUCUUCAGGAACUGUCAAAGUUUUGAAGAACUGUUAAACAAUUUCCAGCACACCCCAACAUGUAAAUACUGUAUUUAAAGAGACAGUAUUGUUGAGUUUUUGGGAACAAAUUUUUGUGGCCCUCUGUGGCUUUUGUAACACUUAUCUUCCACAUUGGGCUGCUCAUUCCUGCAGAUAUUGUUUUUGAAUGAAUAUUUACUCUAUCCUCAAAGAUUUCUCUGGUUUUAUAAUUCAGGGAUUAGUGUAAAAAUGCAAUAACCAUUUCAUACACAUAUGUAGAUGAUUUUAUCUUAGUCUGUUCACCAUCAGUAAUUAACUUUCCUUUCUAUGUUUUUAUCAUUGUAAAAUUGUAAUUCAAUAAACUGUUGCUUUUCUGUGUUGGAGAAAUAGAAUUUAACUUUCUGUGAGCACUGUAAUCCUGAGUCUGUUAUAUGAUUAUAUUCUUCAGUUCUUUCAUAUUUUGUGUCAUCUUUUAGUUUUGACUGUGAAUAAAAUACACAUUGAGGAUCAGCUGGAGAAGCUGGCAGAUAGAGAACUACACACAGUAUGUUGCAGAAGCUAAAUGUUAAUUUGUUAGAGGUUGGUCUCAUAUCAGUUUCUGCUUAGACCAAAGUACCUAUACAAAUGCCUUGUGCAUGUGCAAUAUUUUGGUAUUCAUACAUGCUACAUUCGUGAAGAUAAUUCUGUUACUGUUUCAAAGGGAUUUAAUUUUAUAAUCACCAUUCAGUAUUAUCCUACAUCUAGUACACACACACACACACACACACACACACACACACACACACACACACACACACACUGUAUUUAUAAUGCCUAAAAUGUGUAGUUAUGAGGUUCAGCAGCAUUUUGUUGCCGUUUUAUUUUACAUUGUUAUGUCUGCCACAUCACUUUCAAAUUGAAUUUUCUUUUCUUUGUUUAGUAGUCACUUUAUUUGGAGAAAUCCAAAUUUCUGUGUACUGUGCUAUUUGGAUCUGUAGUGGUCAGUAUGACAAUUCAAAGAAUCAUUUUAGGCUAGAAACAUUUUCUCAUAAGAUACCUAGCAGAUCUAUAAGAAUUGCUUUGCAUGUGAUUCUGUUUUCAGUUUACCUCAGCUACUGUAGUUAAAAAGUUUGCACAAAAGAAAUUUUCUCUCUCUUUCAGACAUGACAAACAUAAUAGUAAAUAAAUCACAGUAGUAGUAUUUUGUAGCGUAGGUGAAAAGGUUUGUACCGUGAACACCACCAACAUAACACCAGUUUUUAUAAUGAAGGCACUGGCCUUUUCCUCCUUCCAUAAUGUGCCUCCGUUAUUUAUGUACGUGCCGUCUAAAUAAAAAUAUUGUGAAAGAUGGGAAAGAUUAGCAUUCCCAGUAACUCUGUAGUGUUUUGAAUACAUAAGAGAAAAAAUUGUCAGAUUGUUACAUACUUCAGGAGAUAAAAUGCUUUUCAAAUUGAAAAUAACACACAAUAUAGAUACAAUUUCUAUUAAUAUAUACUGUAAUACAGCUGCUAUGUGCUGUUUGAUCUUUCUUAAUUAGAUUUCAACAUAUCAUUUUUUGUAUCAUAACUGACUGACACCAUUAUGUGCUUAAGAGGUUUCAAUAAUCAUUGCAACAUAUUAAAUCAAAUAUUUAGCAGAUACAUUUGAAAAAUACAGACACUAUAUAACAACAAUAAAUCAUCCUUGUAUUAACAGUAAUGUUCCUUGCAGUAUAUGUUGCUGGAGGAAAAUCUCGCUGAAUGUAGAUAUAAUGCACAACUUUGACUAAUUGCGGAGUUAGAUCUUAGAGAUUCCACAGCACCAAAUUUCAGUUAAUUUACUGAAUUCCUAGAAACUGAAUUUAUUAAAAGCAAGUAAAGAUACAAGCAUCUUGUUAUUUUGGAGACUUAUUUUUAUAAGAUGUAAAACCUAGACACAUCUUGUAUCUAGGUAAUAUAAUAUUGUAUGAAUAAGUGACACUGUGGAAAAAAAUACUAAUAUAACUGUUCAAUAUGUGAUGAUUUCCUGAAUGUCAUCUAGUACUACUAACAUGCAUUGAAACUUGUUAAUAUCUCAUAUGUGGACCAUGUGCCUUUUCAAAGUGCUUUUCCUCAUAAUUUGUAAGCUAUUGUUUCUGGUGCUUUUUCAUGCAAAGAGAAGUUCAGCUUAAUGGUCCAUUGUAUGUUGCUGCAGCUUCUCUCCUGUCAGCGUGUGUCCUGCUUUUGACAUUUUCCGUUAAGAGAAAGUUGCCCUAAAUAACGGGAAUAUAUAAGAGAUUCAUUUGUCUUUCUAUAAAAUAGUACAAAUGUCUGAAACUCUCCAAAUAAAGUGACAUACGUUACUUUUUGAAAAUUGCAUACCUGAACGUAACACAAAUCAGAAGGUUCUUUAAAAGUAGUAAUAUACUCUAAGCAGUAAAGUUUGUUUUAUUGUAGUUACAAAAUAGUCAGAUAUUUAUUGUGUAACUAUUUUGUCAUGUCAGCGUGUUUAUUUUGCCUUCCUUACAAAUUGUAAACUGAAGUGUACAAAUAAUUGUUGUGCAAAAAUAGUAUGAAAUAUCUCCAAACAGAAUAAAUAACAAUUUAACAUGAAAUUUGUUAGUAUAUGUAUGCAUAUUUACUAGCUAGUUUUCAUCCAUUAUGUGUAUGCAUUUACUGGUGGUCUUAGUUUCACCAGAUUUUCAGUAUUUUGUGGGAAGGUACUGUUUGUUAUGCAUUUCCUUGCAGCUGAAACGGUGCCAAAGAAGUGGGACCCAUUGCUCUGUGUGUGUGUGUGUGUGUGUGUGUGUGUGUGUGUGUGUGUGUGUUUAAAAUUAGGUCAUUUCCUUGGCAGCUCUUCAGGUGGCUAGUCUGGUACAAUAAUAGUGCCAUGUGCAUCUGAUGACUAAGUGUUUUUGGUGUUGUGAUGCACAAAAUACUGUACCACAGAACCUUAACUGAUAAUGGAAGCAAAAUAGUGAUUCAGCUCUGAAACUGUUUGAUACAAAUAGCUCAACAUCUCAUUAGUGUAGCUAUGGGUUUAAAAUAGUUGUACUUGAAACUGUUUAGUGGAGAGGUUAGUUAAACAGGUGAUUUCCUGAAAUAAUCUGCAUCAGCAAGUUAGCUAUUCUGGAGAAGCACUCAGCACACGGUAGCAGACUUUGGUCAUGGCAGUCAGUAGGCCAGGUGAGGUUAGCUACUGAAAGCCUUCUAACAACUGGUCUCUCUGUUCACCGUCCCUUUAUACAUAGCAGUUUAUUUUUAGUUAUUCUUAUUUGCCUCUCAGAAACACACAAAUAGAAUGAGGGUAGUUCAGGUCAUUAACCCUAUUGGGCAAGUGGACAGGUGUUGCAGUUUUUCUUUUUUAUUCAUAAUGUUGCAUGUUUUAUUAAGUAAUAAAAUAAAAUAUAUUUGAAAGAUGUUUAACUGCUAGUUGGCUUGUAUUAAGUCAUAUGUAAAUGACUGAUAAUUCAGUGCUUCUUAUUUACUGGACUGAAACUGUAUUAAAUGGAACAUUUGCUGAGGAACUAUCACUUUGUUCUGACUUUUUGCUGAGUCUUGUAGCUUGCACAUUUUAUCCAUGGGGAAAACAAAAUUGCUUAGGGUGUGUGUUUCUCUUCUUGUUAAACCUGUCUGCAGCAACAGAAUCUACAGAAUAUAACUUGUUAUUUUGUGAACAUUGUGUAAUAUAAGUAACAUAGAGAUUUUCUGGAGUAAAUCACAGUACAAAUGACAUUGAUGGUGAUUCAGAUUUGACCUGUGGAAACUCAUUGAAAUGUGUUUCAUUGUUUUAACUGUUACUGGUUAUUUGUCAACAAUUAUUUAUUUCUGUGUUUUUCUUUGUCAUUCCAACAUGUUUGCAAUUAACAUUUACAUUUUUAUGUAGGAAGAACAGUAAUGUGUGGAAGUCACACAUGAUGUUGAAAAUCUCAGCUAAUUUUGAAAUGUUUUUAUAACAAGAGAGAGCUUAUAAUAGACCUUAAUGCAAAACUCUUUUCCAUAAGCAAAACUGAACAGUAGACAUGAUGCUGAUAGGUACCUAAAAUUUCAUUUAUUUGUUUUGAUAACAAGUUGUUACAAAUACACACACACCGUAUUACACUAUUUCAUGGCACUUUGCAGGAAAAGUAUUUGAUGAGGGGAGGGUGUCAUUUACAUCAUGGCAUAAAUUGCUCCUCUUAAAGUAUUUAAGUGGAAAGGGAAUGUAGCAACUCAUUGAUAAAUAGUGAAAAUUGACAUCAUUUCUUCCUUUUGUGACUACUGAACACUUUGGGUUGGCUAUCAUUGCCUUUAUCAUUGUUCGUGUGCAUUCCAACAAACAGAAGAAAGUCAACAAAUAUAGGUGUCAUAGCAUAGAAAGUUUAAUGUGAAUAUCGACUUUGCAUACAUAGAUUAUGGGCCAUACAUUGGGCUUCCAGCUGAUAUAUACUCCACAAGAAAGAGCAAAAAUAAGAAUUCAAUAACAAAAAAAAUACACAGCUUGUUGCAGUUAUUUGCAUAAAAUACUUUGUACUUUUUGAAGUUACAUAUUAUGUAUAGUAAGACUUUACUGACAGCCGGCUGUGUUGGCCGAGCAGUUCUAGUUGCUUCAGUCCAGAACAACGCGGCCGCUAUGGUCGCAUGUUCAAAUCCUGCCUCGGGCAUGGAUGUAUGUGAUGUCCUUAGGCUAAUUAGGUUUAAGUAGUUCUAAGUCUAGGGGAUUGAUGACCUAAGAAGUUAAAUCCCAUAGUGCUUAGAACCAUUUGAACCAUCUUUACUGACACAUAACAAUGAGACCAUCUCGGAGCUAAUGCCUAUUCUUAUACAAUCGUGUAAGUGUACUAUGAACUGAUUACCUCAUGGAGAAUUAGUGAUGACAUAACUAAAAUGCAUUUCUAUGGAAAACAUAUCUUCAUACUCUUAGUACUUACAUGUUAUUGAUUUGUCAUUGCUGCUGCUGCUGCUGCUGUUGCUUCUGCUGCUACUACUACUAAUGAUGAUGAUGAUGAUGGUUAUUAGUAUUAUUAUUGUUUUUAUUUUGAAUAGCCUGGUGAAUAAUUGUCGACAUAACACAAUAUUAGCAUUUGAGAUAAAUUCUUCUUAAUCAUAUUUUGUUGCCUGCAGUUAAAACACACACUCUUCCAGAGCAGGAGAAGAUAGUAAUCAUUUCUGAAUUCAGUACUUUGGCGUAAGUCUGUGUGAAAUUUGCAGCUCCAUGAAUGUAGUAUGCUAAUGAUGUGACUCCUGCAGACCAUUAAAAAUAGUGUAUAAUGUUAAAAAUUGUUAAUCUCAGAACACCAAUAAAUAUAUGAGUAUGCAAUGUA